GGUGAGAAUCUCUUGCAUAGUUGGAGAUUAUGCCGUUUUCGGUGGAGAGGUGGCAGCACCGGCUCACCGUAUCACGCGCGCCACGUAGUGGGGGAAUCUAGAACUAUGAAUAGAAAUAACAUUCACAGUUUACCUGCUGGUACAGGAAUCGCGUAUUAUGUUUAGUUUAGAUUAUUUUGCCAAAUGGACAUAUUCUCAGUUAUAGAGCCAACCGUUUUUUGCGGUGUUAUUGAUAGGUGGAAAGCUCGAAGGUGGGACCCAACAGCAUUAGCGUCCAUGCUACGCGAAAAGCAUUUCAGAGUUCGUAUUGGGAUGAGAGAUCAUAGGCACCGAGGAACACAGUUUGAAACAGACUGCAUGUAUAUUCAAGCCACAGUACAAGAUGUUAUUGAGUGGAGUGAAGGGAAUGCUAGCACAAUCAAUCCCCUGUUUGGGUUCAAUAGCAAAGUCUACUGGGCCUAUAUUGAUUACAGGUACUUCACUGACGUUUUUGGAAAAACAUCAGAAGAAGUCGAGGCUGUGGACUGGUCUGUGUUUGGAUUUAAGGAAAGUCAUGGGAAAGACACGACCCUGUGGUUAGGAACCAAAGGUGCAUACACCCCCUGUCACUAUGACUCAUAUGGAUGCAACUUAGUUGCACAGCUCUACGGAAGAAAAUGUUGGACUUUGUUUCCUCCUGAUGACACGGAGAGGCUCAAGCCAAUCAGGAUUCCUUAUGAAGAGUCAAGUAUAUUUUGCAGUGAGAACUUUUCAACUGACUCCCAAAACUGUGCUUUGCUAAAGGAUGCUAGCCCUCAUAUUGUGACUCUUCACCCUGGAGAUGUGCUGCUUGUACCUAGACACUGGUGGCAUCUAGUGGAGAAUCUUGAAACUUCCAUAAGUGUAAAUUUCUGGGUAGAUAUGCCUCAGUUAGAUGAUCAUGAACGAAUAAAUGAAGCAAUAACUCGAGUGGUUAUGUCUUGUAUGAUGGAAAGCGAAGGCGCAGAAGCACACUGGCUUAAUCCAACUGAGGGUAUUCUACCACACAUGGUGAAUAUGGAGCUACUACAGCAGGCUGUGUUCAAGGUUCAGCAGAAACGUACGCGUGCGAACCAUCCCCACAAGCGUAAGCAUGGAAACUCCGAACAGACAGGUGACACCAAAUGUGCGAGACCUACCGAACAAGCUGUCAGAGACAGUCCAACAUCCGAUGUCAGUACUAAUAGUCUAGCUGAGCUGGCGGGUGAUCAAACUUGCUCCUGUCCACACAGCAAAGUCAAUCUCUGUGAUCCAACCUUCAUAGCUUGCAAGCCUGAUACAUGCCCAGAACAGAGUCACUGUAGCGCAUCCUCCUGCCACUUCACCCUGCCUGAAGGAGCCUCAGUUAAACGUGUCGCAAAAACCUCAAUGGAAACUUUUUUCAGUCGCAGUGCUAAACCUCAUCGUAAUGAAGAAAGUGCUGCCAAACGUCAAGUGUUGACGUCGGUACUAGCGGAAUCUGAAUUCCCUGCUAGUUCCAUGCAUAGAGAACAGGUGCCCAUUGUUGAGAACAAAGUUGACUUGAUAGAAGCGCAUCACCAAAGUGACAGACACCAUUCAGCUACAAUGCCUAACAUGUCAGGAGUCAGAGGUGCCGAUCUCAGUUCAGUACUCACGAGCUGUCUACUUCAUCCAACUAUCGUAAGUCAGGUUUCCAAAUUGUUGUUGGAAACAUACAAGUGAUAAGCUGUGCAUUAGCCUUAUAUACAUGCACAGUAAUCUCCUGCAGUACCCACACUAUCGCCUAUUCGACAUUCGCCUAUAAAAAUUUAAGCAAAAAAAUUAUGUAAAUUUCAGCCUGUACAUUCAGGAUAUGGCACGUAAACAUGCCCAAUUUUAAACACAAAUUGUAAUAUUCAAUCAAAUAACUCUCCAAGUUAUCACUUAUUUUGUGUGUAUUUAACUUGUGCACCUACCGCUAUGGUUUAUCCAAAAAAUAAUCAAUGUAUGUGUAAAAAAUGUAAAUUUUAUUCACAAGUCUGCUUCUAAUGCUUGUCUUGGCCCGGGCCGUAGGUACCUGAGCAAAUUCUUAGGAGGGGCCAAAAUUUUCAUGAAAUAAAUCACAUAGGCUAGGUUAGACUGAAGGGAUAAUUCUGUUUUUUCUAGUGUAAUUGUUUUUGUAAAUGCUCAUUUGGUUCUGUUAUUUAUUCCAUUAAUUUUCGGUUUACCUACAAUUAUUACAUGAGCUUUUAUGCUUUUAUGAUGCUCCCAAAUCUAGUGGGGCAGCUACCCCAGUGGCUAUGGCCCAGCUUGCCCUGAAAAAAUUCCUAUGGGAAUGCAUCUCGAAUUAUGUACUGGUUGGUAGGAAAGCAUGUUCGUAUUACACAACUUUAUGUCAUACCAAGAUUUUCACUGGCGAAUUACUGUACAAGAGAUGAAAUUUGUGAGUUUUUAGCUCAGCUGACGAAGUCAGAUGCAGCUUGUAGAAUCGCAUGAUUGUCUGUCCGUCCGUGCGUC
Priapulus caudatus is the source of this 2475-nucleotide messenger RNA. RefSeq names its product HSPB1-associated protein 1-like. The record is from RefSeq and is a predicted model, not a curated record. The transcript has 7 exons. Gene Ontology annotation, molecular function: 2-oxoglutarate-dependent dioxygenase activity. NCBI's taxonomy places the organism in Eukaryota, Metazoa, Priapulida, Priapulimorpha, Priapulimorphida, Priapulidae. The coding region runs from base 184 to 1701 and encodes 505 amino acids.